Messenger RNA from Clupea harengus (Atlantic herring), 2958 nucleotides. Its product is annotated as nectin-2. NCBI's taxonomy places the organism in Eukaryota, Metazoa, Chordata, Actinopteri, Clupeiformes, Clupeidae. The record is from RefSeq and is a predicted model, not a curated record.
UUUGGGAGGGAUUAGUUUAAAGAGAAAUACACGUGUGUGCUACUGUUUUAAUAGUGUGGUACAUAAUUAUCUUUAAAUGAAUCUAAAAUAAGCGUUUGAAGAGUUAGCGUUUCAUUUGCACUCCCGUUUAGCUUUAGAUGAGCGGCACGAGCGGCACCGGCACCACACUACGGCACCACCGGUAACACGAGACUCCCUGAGUCAUCCAGAAUCCGAAAGAAGCUCUCCUCACAUGUGCACGUGAGUCAUGGGUUGUUAAACUCAGAAAAGGCUCGCGAUUGCGGAAUGCCUUCCAGUAAAGCCAUAAACAGUUCCCCCGGUGACUGCUGAUGGAGGCGGCUGCGUCAUCGGCCAUUAGGCAGGUGUAUCACCUGGAUGAUACAGAGCCUACCUGAUGCUCCAAGUUCACCUCCGGCCAAUCAGCGCCCUUUGGCCGCUGGUAUUUUAAACGCCAUAAAAGCCUUUUAAACCUAAACGGACUCGGUCUAAGAGGUCGCAACGCCGCCCUAAAAAACUUCCCGUCGAAACCCACGGGGAGUUUCCUGGUUACCGAAAAUGUUGAUUUAGUUGGUUUCAUAAUGUGACGUUUGUAUGACAUCAUGAUCAUUUGACCAGUGUGCAGCGAGCGCACGGAGGAGCUCUCGUGCAGUGCAAGGGGGAAACUGUCGGCGGAACUCGGAACUAUUUACCGGGGCGCGAGAAGGAGACGCCUUUUACCUGUGAUUUCUGAGGGCGAAACAGAUCCGGUCAAACGAGUUUUGAGCUUCAGGUCCACGAAGGAGUGGCGGAAUACGGGGACAGACACGGCGCAGGCAGCGAGAGAGAGAGAGAGAGAGAGAGAGAGAGAGUACUAACGGCUGACCUAGGCUAGUCGAUCCCAAGUUUUGUGUGGACAGGAGAAGGAUCCUUUGGACUUCGGACUCGGACUGGAGAACACAACAACAAGAUUUUAAUCUGCGCCAUAUUACCGGACUGUGGUAUUAAUUACCGCGAAGGAAUAGUUAAGAUAUGACUUUGGACACCCGAUACUCCCGCGCUCCAGUGAAAAUGACCAUCCUGAUAAGUGUCGUCAUGCUCCUGUUUGUUCAAGGGGCGCUCGGCCAGCUGGUGAAGGUGGAUCCAGAGGUGAUGUCAUAUCCGGGUCAGAAUGUGGAAUUGCCCUGCCAGUUCAUCAACCCAGGAAGUACUCAAGUGUCUCAGGUGUCGUGGAUCCUGGAGCCUCCGGAGGGCGAGCGCAUCAACGUGGCCGUGUUCCACCCCACCUUCGGCGCCAGUUACCCAGACUCCCCCGUGAGGGGGCGUGUCUCCUUCACCAACCCCACCCUGGACACGCCCUCCAUCCAGAUCGCCGACGUCAAGAUGACGGACGAGGGACGCUACAUCUGCGAGUACGCCACCUACCCCACGGGCAACGCCCAGGGCAUCACCAACCUCGUCAUGCUGGCCAAACCCCGGAACUCUGCGUCCCCGGUGACGGUCGCCGCGGGUGAUAAGCCGGUGACGGUGGCGCGGUGCGAGUCGGCGAACGGCCGUCCGGCGGCACAGAUCCGCUGGGAGACGGUGGUGAACGGGAACGCCACCACGCUGGCCACGCAGGAGAGCGACAACACCGUGACCAUCCGCAGCGAGUACAAGCUGCGCCCCACCCCCGCGGACAACGGCAAAGACAUCAGCUGCGUGGUCGUCCACCGCACACAGGCCAAGCCAGAGAGCUUCACCAUGAAGCUCACUAUCGAGUACCCCCCCAUGUUGACCAUCGUGGGCUAUGAUAAUAACUGGUAUGUGGGGCGCACCAACGUCGAGCUCACCUGUCAGGCUAAAGGCAACCCCCCCCCCACCACCGUAGUAUGGAGGACCCUCUCCGGUGUGAUGCCUGACACGGUGCAGAUCUCGGAGAACAAGCUGAAGGUUCUGAAGGUGGACGAGACGGUCAACACAACCUUCGUGUGUGAGGUCCGGAACCGCCUCGGCGCCGGGAAGGACCAGGUCACCGUCAACGUCAGAGAUCCUCCAGCAAACCCCUCCAAUGCUGGUGUGGUAGCGGGCGUGGUCAUCGGAAGCCUCCUAGCCCUCCUAUUGGUCGGUGCUCUGGUGGCCAUCUUGGUGACGCAUAACCGCCGACAACAGCAGCAGGGUUACCGAGGCAACCAGAAAAAUGGGGUUUUCGACAUUAAGUCCCGCCUCUUUGGCUCAAAGGCCAGUAAAAAUGGCGGCGGCCCCAGCAACGGCCCUAGCAACAACAACGGACCAAUCUACACCUACAGAGAGGGCGUGUCCGAGGGUGGGCUGACCGAGAAGGCCAAUCAUGGGCUGGGGGGCGUGGCCACGGCACAGGACAUCCUGCUGAGCGGAGAGAUGGACGAGGCGGAGAGGAAGAAGUUCGACGAGCUGGAGGAUGAGGAGGAGCGAUACGACCACUUCACCUCCGCCGGACCCAUCCUCCAGCUCCGUCACCAUGACGACGAGCAUCACAUGCCCUACCUCGACGACGACAUGGAGUCGCAGAGAGACGGGUCCGUCAUCUCCCGGACGGCCGUGUACGUGUAGAGAGACAGACCAAUGGGAUCGCUCCUUUAUCUAGGGAGCAGGACGGGGAGAGGGAGGACAACCAAUAGGAUCGCUCCUUUAUCUAGGGAGCAGGACGGGGAGAGGGAGGACAACCAAUAGGAUCGCUCCUUUAUUUUUCACACAAAUCCUAUUUUUAAUGAGCUGCUCCUGCUCCUGCCUGCGGGACGGACAGACAGACACACGGACGGACGGAGGGACUGGAGGGACUGGAGGAUUGAGGGAACGAGGGAUGAACUGAAAAGACGGGACGGUGUUCUGACCAAAAAAAAAGGGACAAUCUGGCCUUGUGCUCUUGUACUUCCUGUUUGCACCGAUGGACACACACACACACAGACACACACAGACACACACAGACACACACAGACACACACAGACACACACAGACACACA